CUUCCUGCCGAGGCUUCGUCUCCAAUUGUUCUAUUGAUUAAAACGUAGCAAAACCAGACUCCACCACCACCAUCUCCUCCCAAAAGAUGCUGCACCUUCGCCACCACCACCACCACCACUACCUGUUCCUCCUCCCCCUCCUCUCCCUCCUCUUCCUGUGCCUCCUCCCUGGAGGCGCGUCAACUCCCGAGGAAGAGCUCCAAAUCCUCUUACAAUUCAAAGCAUCCCUAAAGGCCUCCACCAAUGCCACUGUCUUCCAAUCUUGGGAUGCAGGUAGCUCCGCUUGCAGCUUCACCGGAAUCAAGUGUGAUUCCAACGGCUCCGUGUCGGAGAUUGACCUCACAGAAACCGGCAUUUCGGGCGAGAUCGCGUUCGAUUCCCUCUGCCGUCUCCCCUCGCUCUCCGCCCUCUCCCUUGGCUCCAACAGCCUCACGGGCUCCGUCUCCGCCGACGUCAGCAACUGCACUGGCCUCCGCCACCUCGACCUCGCCUUCAACUACCUCGGCGGGGCCGUCCCCGACCUGGCGCCGCUCAACAAGCUCCAAGUCUUGAACCUUUCCGAUAACGCCUUCACCGGCGUCUUCCCGUGGAGUUCGCUUGGUGGCCUCACCGAGUUGGAACAGCUGAGUCUCGGGGAUAACCCGUUCGAUCCCAAUCCCUUCCCGGAGGUGGUUGUGAGCUUGACCAAGCUCAACUGGCUCUUCCUCUCGGACUCCAAUAUCCACGGUGACAUCCCGGCAUCAAUUGGAAACUUGGCCGAGCUCGUCGACCUCGAGCUCGCCGACAAUUUCCUCACCGGCGGGAUCCCUUCGGAGAUCACAAGACUCUCUAAACUCUGGCAACUGGAGCUCUAUAAUAAUUCGCUAACCGGGAGGAUCCCGGCCGGGUUCGGAAACCUCUCAGAGCUGGCCUUGUUCGACGCGUCCAUGAACCAACUGGAAGGCGACCUCUCUGAGCUCCGGAGCUUGACGAACCUCGUGUCGCUACAGCUGUUUAUGAACGACCUCUCCGGCCAGGUCCCGCCGGAGUUUGGGGAGUUCCGGCGCCUCGUAAACCUCUCACUCUACUCGAACCGGCUCAACGGGUCGCUGCCGGCGAAGCUCGGGAGCUGGACGGAGUUCAUCUUCAUCGACGUGUCGACCAACUUCUUCACGGGCGGCAUCCCACCGGAUAUGUGCAGGAAGGGGACGAUGAAGAAGCUUCUCAUGCUGGAGAAUAAAUUCACCGGGGAGAUCCCGGCGAGCUACACCAACUGCUCGUCUUUGAUUCGGUUCAGGGUAAACAACAAUUCGCUCUCCGGUAACGUUCCCGCCGGGCUCUGGAGCCUGCCCAAUCUGCAGUUAAUCGACCUCUCCAUCAACCAGUUCGAAGGCCCAAUCGGCGCCGGGAUCGGCAAAGCAAAGUCUUUAUACCAGCUGUCUCUCGACAACAACCGGUUCUCCGGCCAACUGCCGUCGGAGAUCGGAGAUAUGGCGUCGAUUGUGAAAAUAUACUUGUCGAACAACGAAUUCUCCGGUGAGAUUCCGGCGAGCAUUGGAGGGUUAAAGAACCUGGCAUAUCUUUAUUUGGAAAGCAACAGCUUCUCAGGAGCGAUCCCAGAUGCGAUCGGCUCGUGCGUCUCGUUAAACUCCGUCAGCCUCGCCGAGAACAAGCUCUCCGGGCCGAUCCCCGCGAGCCUCGGCGCACUGACGAGGCUCAAUUCGCUGGACUUGAGCAACAACCAGCUCUCCGGCGAGAUCCCAGCGAGCCUUACCACGCUGAAGCUGUCCGCCCUUGACCUCUCCAACAACAGCCUCACAGGCGCCGUGCCCGCGGGGCUCGCCAUCCCCGCAUACAGCAGUAGCUUCGCUGGGAACCCCGGCCUCUGCAUCGAUGGCAGCGGCGCCAACAGCCUCAGCUCGCUCAGGCGCUGCUCCUCCGUCCGGAGGGCCUCCUCGGAUGAGCUUCGCAUCAUCCUCACAUGCUUCCUCGCCGGUGCCGCCGGACUCGUCGCCUGCCUCGGCUUCUACAUCGUCCUAAAGAAGCGCCGAGCCGACGCACGCGGCUGCGGACGGGCCGUCGUUAAGGAUCCAUCGUGGGACAUGAAGUCGUUCCGGAUCCUGACGUUCGACGAGCAGGAGAUCGUCGACGGGAUCAAGCCGGACAACUUCAUCGGAAAGGGCGGGUCCGGAGAGGUGUACCGAGUCGAGUUGGGUAGCGGGGAGGUUGUGGCGGUGAAGCAGAUAUGGCGCGACGCGGCGGGGGGCACGAAGGAGUGGAGCACGGCGGCGAUGCUGGCAGCGCGGAGGCGGGUAAGAAGGAGAUCAGCCGCGAGGGAGUUCGAGGCGGAGGUAGGGACGCUGAGCGCGGUGCGGCACGUCAACGUGGUUAAGCUGUACUGCAGCAUCACGAGCGAGGAGUGGAGCCUGCUGGUGUACGAGCACCUCCCCAACGGAAGCCUCUGGGACCGGCUGCACGGGCCAGUGUCGGCGGCAGCGGCGGGGAAGGAGGAGGAGUUGGGGUGGGAGGAGAGGUACGAGAUCGCGGUGGGGGCGGCACGGGGGCUGGAGUACCUGCACCACGGCUGGGACCGUCCCAUCCUGCACCGGGACGUCAAGUCCAGCAACAUUCUCCUGGACGACUGCCUCAAGCCGCGCAUCGCAGACUUCGGCCUCGCCAAAAUCCUGCAGUCCGCUCCUGCAGGAGGAGGAGCAGGGGAGGCCUCCGCUGCUCAUGUCAUCGCCGGUACCCACGGCUACAUCGCCCCAGAGUACGCGUACACAUGGAAGGUAAACGAGAAGAGCGACGUGUACAGCUUCGGGGUGGUGCUGAUGGAGCUGGUGACGGGGAGACAGCCGAUAGAGGCGGAGUACGGGGAGAACAAAGACAUCGUCUGCUGGGUGGCGGGGAGGAUGAUCAGCAGGGUGAGCGUGAUGGCUCUGGUGGACGGGAGAAUCCCGGAGUGGGCGAGAGAGGAAGCCGUCAAGGUGCUGCGCGUCGCGGUGCUGUGCACGGCGAGGCUGCCGACGAUGCGGCCGUCGAUGAGGACGGUGGUGCAAAUGCUGCAGGAGGCGGGGAGCGGCCGAGAGUUCGUAGCGAUCGGGAGCGGCAAGAACGAGAAGGUGGAGAAUGGUGGGUAUGUGGCUGGAGGGAAGGAAGGCAAAGCUCAAACCAUAAGCCUGCUGCUGUAGGUGAUUGGCCUCAAAACAGGUUUCCGAAGUACAUUAAGGUUUCCUGAGAGGACCUGAUUGAUAUAUCAGAUCACAGAGUUGGGCGAGGAAGACGAUCAGAUGCUCAUGGGCAAAUGAGUUCUUCAAGGCCGUGCCACCGUCUUCUAGAUCGGAGGUUACAGUGAAAGAGUUGCGCAAGGAGUCAUGAGUCAAGAUAGUGUGUAGCAGAGGUAGUCGACACCGGUCGUCUCAGGUCACCAAGAUAGUGUGUUGUAGCAGAGGUUGCAGAGGCAGUCCAUAUAUAUUUUGAGGGUAUUCUAAGCCCUAUCUAUGGGUGUAAGGGAGGAGUGACAUUUAAUUUAAAAGCUUUCGAACA
Molecule: messenger RNA, 3525 nt
Organism: Musa acuminata AAA Group (dessert banana)
Lineage: Eukaryota; Viridiplantae; Streptophyta; Magnoliopsida; Zingiberales; Musaceae
Product: receptor-like protein kinase 7
Exons: 2
Coding region: 87-3170 (1027 amino acids)
Biological process (GO): protein phosphorylation
Molecular function (GO): protein binding; protein kinase activity; ATP binding
Source: RefSeq, a predicted model, not a curated record